AUGGACACCGCCUCACUCCCUGUCAUUCAGCAGGUAGAAUCUGACAACCAUGGACGGCAAGAUGUGGUAUCCCCUGCCGAGGGUGACACAGUACCGAACCAUACCAGUUCCGAGGCCAAAACACCAAUUGUCCUCGACAUCCAGAAAGAACCUUAUGCCUCCAGCGAUGCUGAGCAACAGAUUAUCGCGUUGGAUAUCGACGAGCCAGGCCCAGGCCAUGGACCAAACAACACUUUCCCUGAAGGUGGCCUUCAGGCUUGGCUUGUCUUGACUGGUGCUUUCCUUGCGCUCUUUGCUUCCUUUGGCUUUAUGGUGUCAAUCGGUACAAUCCAAGAAUACCUUCAAAUGCACCAACUCUCCACCUACACGUCCCGCGACAUCGGCUGGAUUCCUUCAGUCUUUGUGUACCUGGCUCUAGGACUGGGUAUCUGGGUCGGACCUCUCUUUGACCGAUACGGACCACGGUGGAUCGCAUUGUUGGGAAGUACGAGUUACGUGAUCAUGUUGUUUUUGUUGGCAGAGUGUAAAAAGUAUUGGCAGUUUCUACUCUGCCUUGGAUUCCUGGGUGGAAUUGCAGGGGCGACAUUGACUACAACCAGUUUGGCUGUGGUGAGCCACUGGUUUAAGCGGAAAAGAGGGCUCGCGCAUGGCAUAGCAAUGGUGGGAUCGAGCUUCGGCGGCGUCACAAUUCCCCUGAUCCUAAGGACCACGCUUCCUAACUACGGAUAUGCGUGGUCUAUGCGUAUCCUAGGAUUUCUGUUCCUCGGUUGCUUGGUUAUUGCGAAUGUGUUGAUGAAACCACGUUUGCCGCCAUCGCCUGAAGCGCGGAAGCAGGCCAUCAUAUCGCUGGGAUUGUUUGGGGAUUUGAAAUUCACUUUCUUGACGAUCAGCGUCUUUGGGUUCGAAAUUGUUUUGUUUGGUGCCCUAGGCAUACUCCCAACCUACGCGAACUACGGCGACAAGUUUCCCCCCGAUACAGGAUUUUAUAUCAUAUCAGUCCUCAAUGCCUCGUCCUGUUUCGGCCGGAUCAUCCCAGGUUAUGUAUCCGACUACGUGGGCCGCUUCAACACUCUCCUCUUCAUGAUCCUCUUCACCUUGAUCCUCAUGCUCGCGGUCUGGCUCCCGCUAGGCCACACCUCCCUGGUCGCGCUCUACAUCUUCGUCGCGCUCUUCGGCUUCGGCACCGGCUCGUGGAUGGCGCUUACCCCGGCAUGCAUUGGCCAACUCUGCGAGGCGGAUCAGUUUGGACGGUUUUACGGGACGUCCUAUUUCAUCGGCAGUCUUGCGGCCCUCGUCUGUAUUCCCAUUAGCGGGGAGCUGGUCGAGGCCGCCGGUCCAGAGGUUAUGGUGGGGUUCAUGUGUGUCGUUGCUGGCGUGGCGAUGGGCACGUUCAUACUGAGUCGCUGGGCCUGCUUGGGCUGGCGCUGGCGGUGGAUGGCUAAGGUUUGA
Fonsecaea multimorphosa CBS 102226 is the source of this 1449-nucleotide messenger RNA. RefSeq lists its product as uncharacterized. The transcript has a single exon. Gene Ontology annotation, cellular component: fungal-type vacuole membrane. The record is from RefSeq and is a predicted model, not a curated record. NCBI's taxonomy places the organism in Eukaryota, Fungi, Ascomycota, Eurotiomycetes, Chaetothyriales, Herpotrichiellaceae. Bases 1 to 1449 code for a protein of 482 amino acids. Gene Ontology annotation, molecular function: transmembrane transporter activity. Gene Ontology annotation, biological process: transmembrane transport.